Leguminivora glycinivorella is the source of this 1180-nucleotide messenger RNA. RefSeq lists its product as uncharacterized. The transcript is spliced from 6 exons. Bases 1 to 858 code for a protein of 285 amino acids. NCBI's taxonomy places the organism in Eukaryota, Metazoa, Arthropoda, Insecta, Lepidoptera, Tortricidae. The record is from RefSeq and is a predicted model, not a curated record.
AUGGAGUUGGUAGACAAUGAUGUGGACACGGACCUUAAUUUUUAUCGGGAGCGCGUUUGGUCGUUACCUUUCGUUUUAUUAAUAAAACCCCUGGCUUAUUCAUUUCCUCUACUAUUUUCUAACAAGUGCAAGUGUUACAGUGCGAGUUUUACGUACACGGAGAAAUUCACCUUGAAACAAUGUUCGUCUGACUUUGAGUACCAUGUAAUCCAGUCUAAGAAAGACCUCGACUCUGAGGAUGAAUCUGGAUCAUUAAAGACUCAGAAGAAAACAACCAAAAGGAAAAACGCUUCUCAGAUCCCGAAACGUGACGCGGGCUGGUCGCUGGACAGAAACGUCGUCGAAGAAUGUGCUAGUAAAAGCAAGAAGAUCAAACCAAAGAAAACUGUGAAAAAGCACGCAUCGUCCGUGUUAAUAACUGAUACGUUGCAGGACAGUGACACUGACCUUGAUGAAGAAGACAAAACUAAAAGUACGACAACCAAGUCGAAGAAAGAGACACCUGAUUGUAAGCCAGGCUGGUUUUCAAACUGGGGUGACGAAGGACAUGUUGAAGCCCAGCGUCGAGCAUCCGCUGCCAACUCUCUGUCGUCCGUGCUGAUACGUCGCGUCCCAGGCGGCUACGUGCGUCGCACAGCUUCGUUAACCGGUGAUCUUUUUAUUGAUCUUAAACUGUAUAACGUAGUAGAUAUUCAAAACGUUCCAUCUGAAGCCCGUUGGGAGAAAGCGCUGGUUAAUUUUAAAUAUCGUGUGGAUUCCGUUUCGGAUAUAGUAGAUGGAAUAAAUAAGAUUCUAAAGCGUUGUAAGGACGACUUUACAGAUGAAGGAACCUUUUUCCCAGAUAAAAAAAGCCAAUAAUCUUUAAUCUUUUUUACGUCUAAUUUAGUCUAUUCCUAUGUCAAUAGGCAAAAUGCCUCAUAAUAGCUCCAUAUUUUGUUCAGUGUGUGACAUAAGUAUUCCAAGUAAAGCCUUUUCUGCUCACUUGCGCACUAACUUGCAUAAAAAUAAUAACUCUGUUCAAUUAACUCCUGAUAUUGAAAAAAUAAGCAGCGCUUUCCGUAGUAGAAUAGCAUCAUACAGAGUGCGUGGACCAGAGAGUAGCCUCCAUGACUCACCGGUAAAGUUUCUGUGCGCUCUUCGUAGACAUAUUAAACAUAUUCUCGAAGCGAGAAGGCUUGCU